Molecule: messenger RNA, 9027 nt
Organism: Dromiciops gliroides (monito del monte)
Lineage: Eukaryota; Metazoa; Chordata; Mammalia; Microbiotheria; Microbiotheriidae
Gene: SLC45A4
Product: solute carrier family 45 member 4
Exons: 8
Coding region: 525-2882 (785 amino acids)
Biological process (GO): transmembrane transport
Cellular component (GO): membrane
Molecular function (GO): sucrose:proton symporter activity
Source: RefSeq, a predicted model, not a curated record
CCCGCUGCCGUCCCGCCGCUGCGCCCCGGGGGCUCCCCUGCUGGCCUCGGCCCGGGGCCGGGUGUCCGCGGAGCCGCCUUCGCCCGCCGCCCGCCUCGGCUAUUUCCCACCGCGGCCGCAGGAGACAGAUUAAUCAGUCACUCGAUGGGGAUUAACAGUGGACCGCCUUUUUGUGAUACCUUUCCACCUCUCUGUAGCAAGAAAAAUAAUUUCAGCACCUCUUCAAUAAUAAUGAUGAAACUGGUAUUAACUGAAUGGCAAUUAUGGAUUUUUAACUCUAAUUCACAGUAAACCAGCAAGCCAUAUGUUUAAAAUUCUACCAAAUACCAUUCUGUUUUGCUGCAUGUCUGACAUAGAUGAGAAGUUGUGAGAUACCCAUUUGUACAAAGAGGAAUGUGUUAACCUGCAUGAGGAACGCCGCAGAAGCUGAACGAGAAGACACCUUAAUUUAUCAUUAAAGAUAUAUGAUAGUAUUAUUUAUAUAGAUAGAAUAAAGAUAUAUAUAUAUAUAUUUUUUGGUGGUAAUGAAAAUGGCUCCACAGAAUGCCGACUCGGAGUCUAUGCAAGUCCAAGAGCUCACUGCACCAGCCCCAGCCCUUCAGAAAUCUGAAAAUAAGGAGAAUGAGAACCGCGAUGAGACAGUUAGCGAAGGAUCCAUAGACCGCAUACCAGUUCGCCUUUGGGUGAUGCAUGGGGCAGUAAUGUUUGGCAGGGAAUUCUGUUAUGCCAUGGAAACGGCUUGGGUCACACCGGUAUUGUUGCAGAUUGGUCUUCCGGAACAGUACUAUAGCCUCACUUGGUUCCUUAGCCCUAUCCUGGGCCUUUUCUUCACUCCACUGAUAGGUUCUGCUAGUGACCGAUGUACGCUUAGCUGGGGCCGCCGGCGGCCUUUCAUUCUUGCUCUCUGCAUUGGAGUUCUCUUUGGAGUUGCACUUUUCCUCAAUGGUCCUGCCUUAGGUAUGGCCCUCGGUGAUGUCCCGAAUAAGCAUCCAAUUGGGAUCGUCCUCACGGUGCUUGGUGUCGUGGUUUUGGAUUUCAGUGCCGAUGCAACAGAAGGGCCGAUUCGUGCCUAUUUGUUGGAUGUUGUGGACAGUGAAGAACAAGACAUGGCGCUUAACAUCCAUGCCUUCUCAGCCGGUCUUGGAGGAGCAAUUGGCUAUGUUCUGGGAGGAUUGGAUUGGACACAGACUUUCUUGGGUCGCUGGUUUAAAACCCAGUAUCAAGUCCUCUUCUUCUUUGCAGCUGUCAUUUUCACCGUGUCUGUAGCCCUUCACCUUUUUAGCAUCGAAGAAGAGCAAUAUUGCCCUCAGCAAGAGCGAAUUGAAGAAGCAGACACCCUCUCCAGUGGCAAAUUCAGUAGCAGUCUCCCACACCUCAACCGCUUGAAUGUAAUUAAUGAGGGAGAGCCGUAUGGGGUCUCUAUGUUUGCUGAUGAAGUACAGUCUGAGCAUGAGCUCAGUAUGGACUAUCUCGAUGUGGACAUCGUGAGAAGUAAAAGUGACUCUGUACUUCACAUGCCUGAUGCAACAUUGGAAAUUGAGCCAGAGCUACUUUUCCUUCAUGACAUCGAACCCUCCAUUUUUCAGGACACUUCAAACCCUAACACUCCCCGAAGCACCAGCCAGGAGCUUAUGAAAUGCAAACGGAGCCGUUUGUCUACUCUCCUCAGGGAAAAUGAAAAAGAAAAUGAUAUGUUGCUUGAUAAUCACUUGAAUGAAGCCAAAGUCCCAAAUGGCAGUGGCUCCCCACCAAAAGAUCUCAUUAAUGGAAACUCUAAAAUGGCCUUGAAGACAUCCAAUACUUCAGGCUCCAUUCGAAGGAGAAGGCACAUGUUCUACCGCCAGGCAUCUUGCACCUUUUCGUACUAUGGCAAAGUAGGGUCUCACCGUUACCGUUUCCGCCGAGCUAAUGCCAUGGUGCUGAUUAAGUCAUCCCGCAGCAUGAAUGACAUCUAUGAUAUACAGAAGAGGCAUCGUCAGAGGUGCCGACAGAGGAACCAGAGCGGAGCAACUAAUUCCAGUGGCGACUCAGAGAGUGAAGAAGGGGAAACUGAGACCACUGUCAAACUGCUGUGGUUGUCUAUGUUAAAGAUGCCCAAGGAACUAAAGAGGCUUUGCCUGUGUCACCUCGUGACCUGGUUUUCAAUCAUUGCUGAAGCUGUGUUUUAUACAGAUUUUAUGGGCCAAGUCAUCUUUGAAGGCGACCCUAAGGCACCUUCAAAUUCUACUGCUUGGCAUGCAUAUAAUGCAGGUGUGAAGAUGGGCUGUUGGGGAUUAGUCAUCUAUGCCACUACUGCUGCUAUUUGCUCAGCCCUGUUACAGAAGUUUUUGGACAACUAUGACCUUAGUAUAAGGGUGAUUUACAUCCUAGGAACCCUGGGUUUUUCGAUUGGUACUGCGGUGAUGGCCAUUUUCUCCAACAUCUACGUCGCUAUGAUAAUGAUCAGCACUAUGGGCAUCGUCUCAAUGAGCAUAUCCUACUGUCCCUAUGUACUCUUAGGACAGUAUCAUGAGAUUAAAGAGUAUGUGCAGCAUAGCCCUGGAAAUUCAAGGCGUGGAUUUGGCAUUGACUGUGCGAUCCUCUCCUGCCAGGUUUAUAUUUCCCAAAUCCUCGUAGCCUCUGCGCUUGGUGGAGUGGUGGAUGCAGUAGGUACGGUCCGCGUUAUUCCCAUGGUGGCAUCUGUGGGAUCGUUUCUGGGCUUCUUGUCAGCAACAUUCCUGGUGAUUUACCCUGACGUCUGUGAAGAAUCCAAGGAGGAGCAUAAGGGACUGUCUUCUCAGCAUACAGCUGGGGCUGGCCACACUGAGGAGAAACCCAAUGUUUUAAAGCUUGUUCGGAAAAAGGAGUCCCAAGUCUCAGUAGAAAGCGAGUCAGUCAUCUGAAUCUGCCAUUCUUAUUUACACACAUUCCAAGCAGGAACUGGGGCUGAGUGUGGAGAUGGUCUUAAAGGGGGAGGGGUCGGGAUAGGGAGAAGUUUCUGAACGUUCUAUAAUUGCUGUUGCCUGAAUUAUGGCAUAAAUAAGAUUUCAUGCAAAAAUGUACUCAAAAUUCAUUAGUCUUAGGUUAAGUUUGAACCAGUAGGCAAAUGUAUAAAACUGAUUGCUUUCUCCACUUUAAAAAAUAGAAAAAAAACCCAGAAAAACCCCACAUUGCUUAUGAACACCUUUUCUUUUUUUUUUUUUAAUUAAGAAUAAGACCUUUCGAUUCCAACUAUUACUCAAAAUCUGCAGGUAUAUUGUUCUGCAUGUUUUUAACAUGUUACUGUAUAGACAAUAAGCAAUUUAGAAAAAUUAAGAAAUAUUUUGCCUUUUUUAGAUUGUAAUUUCAAACAGAAAGCUAUUUUGACAACUUUUAUGAGAUGUCAUCUGAAUCCCUCAGAUAAUGCUAGUUUAACUUGAAUAGACACUUUUAUCAAAAAAUUUUCCACAGACAACUUUAGUCUGACAGCUAUAGUUAUUUGGUCAAAUUUCACCGUAUUUUUUUGGUGCAACUAUUGAAUAUUUUUCUUUGCAAUCACUUUAGAAAAAAAUGACACAACAGUGUAGUUUCCUUUAAAAAAAAUGCAUUGGACAUUUUCCUCAAGACUGACUGAUCUAGGCCCCCGGGGCUGGGGGUUGGGGGUGGGAGGUAGGGUUGGGAACAUACCAAAGGUGGGAAGAACAGCCCAGAAGGUGACCUUUUAUUUGAAAUACCCACUUGACAAGGACACUUUGGUUUUAAUUAAUGCAUCAUCGGAACAUGCUGUGAUAAGACAUUAAGAGAAGACCCUUUAUUUGAACUGGUGAAUGCACUGCAGUGUGUGUCUGUGUCUGGCGUCUGGGCUCGUGUGUUUGUUGUGAGGGAUUUGUUUUUUUCCUGGCACCUGAUGCUGAUCAUCUCUGAAGCAACCGUGAAGGGGUAGAGGGGUGUUCUCCUAGAAGCCAGCUUCACAGAAUGGCUAACAGCCCUCUGGGGAAGGGAGGGUGGGGAUUUUUAUUUUUUUAAUUGCACUUUUUAUCAUCUUGAACCUUUUGUUGGGGAAAUCAUGCGAGCUGAGUUGAAGGCCUAGCACCACUACAACAGUCUGAAGGCCUACCUCUGAUCUGCGUGGAAUUGUCUCCUGGUAACAGAAUCCAUGUCUAAGGUAGCCUUGGGCCUUUAUGGAAAAAAAGAAAUGGAGAUCGGUGUGUGCCUUGCCUGCUGCUGGCUGGGUGGGCAGUGGCACCUGCUGCAGCCCUGGGGCCUCUGCUGACCCCUCAGCUAUGGAAUUCUGGAAUUGGGACUUCUGUAGGCAACCUCAUGGGUUUGGGUUUUUUCCCUCCAGAACAAAAGGAAAGACUGCUCUGUUUUCUACAUUUAAGAGAACCUUUAGUAUUUCCAUUUUUCAUAUACAAACAAAACUCAGAGUGGGGGUAAAGUAGAAAAUGCAGCUGCUAUUUGGGAACUUCUCUCCAACCACAGUUUCUCUGUCAACCAAGAAGCUCCUGCUCUUUCUUGUUAGCAGUGGCCACACUAUGAGCAAGCCUAUGGAUUUCAGGGAAGAGAGCCAGGGAGCCUGCUGCAGAUUAAACUGAUCAAUUGAGACAAUUGUGGUACUGCUGCCUCAAAGUGGUUGUUUUUAAAAUAAAGUACUUUAAGAUGCAUGUGAAUCAUGCUGCAAUAUGAUCAUUCAAAAGCAAAUAUAUAUUUCAAGAUAAAACUAAGAAGUUUUUAAAAUAAAUUACUUGAAUUUUCAGUGUAUAUAAGAGAAUGAAUAUGUUUUAAUGUACUGAUCUAAUCUACAUUCUUGCCAGUGUCUGUACAAGUUGCUGAUGGGAAUAUGUUUCUUUUGUUUGUUUUGUUCCUAAUAGCUUUCACAGUCUAUGUUCAUUCAAGUUAGACUCCCACCAGAAACAAAUGUGCUGUGUUAAGUUGCUGGAAUUUCCUAGCUCACAAGGACACCAAAUUGCACAGGACUUUUUCCAAGUCUCAGAUGUUGCUUGACUGUUUUCUAAACUUUGUUUUUGUUUUUUGUUUUUUGUUUUUAUUUAGAACUAUAUGUGUAUGUGAAUUUUUUGCUCAAAAAACCAACAGUACUACUGAAGGCAUUUACAACCUUGCUCAAAACCAUGCAGUUUCUUUGAAGUACCCUUGCUCCCCUUUUGGGGGAGCAGGGUUUUUUGUCAGCUUUCAUUCACUGGAACAGGUGCUGCAGACAGGAAGGCCUUGGGGGUUUCUCACUGGGCUUAAUGCCAUAAGCAGGUUGUCAUACAUGACUUUACAACUUUAAAAUACUGUUUAUCAGGACUUUGACUCUUGGUUUGGAGGGCCAUGGUCAGGUGUCUAAAGGCUUGUUGAUCCAGGUACAGGUGCUACCUUUUUAAAGAAUGAAAAAAUGGAUGAGGGAGAGACUCAAAUGAGAACACAAGCAGUAUGUUUAUAUUUUUAACGCAUCUCUAGUUUUUUUAAUGAAUUCGAUGGACCUUUGCUUUCUUGAGCCCUGGUGCUUGGAGAUGAUGGCAUUUUGCUGCUUGUGAAUAUGAUAGCUGAUGUGGCAGGGGAAUUAAGGAAUACCAAGCAUGAACCAUAUUAGUUCAUAGACAGGGAGAGAGACUGGGUACAGAAAUCCUAGGUUUCAGUUUUGUUUCUUACCAACAGGUGGCACCUUACAGGGCUGUUCCCUAGAGGAUGGUGGCCACCUUUUAUCCAUGUCUUCACCUUUGACAUUCAAGCCUUCACCCAGACCAUAGUCUUUUAAAUAGAACAAAGGCAAAACCCUGGCAUGUUCAGAUUUUAAGGUCUUGUAAAAGUAACUUGUAUUUUGAUUAAGAUCUUUCUACAGAAGAAUAUUCAUGAAAAGUUUUCUAAAUGUGCCUUAUGGCACUUAGUCGAAGUCAGUAUGUUCAUCUUUUUCUUUUUUUCUUUACUUUUUUUUGGGGGGGGGGGUAACAUGGGCAGAAGGAAAUUGCUGCACACUUUGGUAGAACUUUUAAGCUACAACUUUUUCAGAUGUUUUGCAACCAAAGUAUUUAGUACCAUGUAGGUAACUAGUUUCUACAUCAGAAACAAGAGGGAAAUAAAUGCCUUGCAGUUUGAGCUCCAAAAGAUUAUGGUUAACUGUUGAAGCUCUACAGCUUAGCUUUCAGGGAGGCAGAUACAUUAACCAACAUUUCCUUGCUUCCCCUUUUCUUCCCCUUCUCCGUGCCUGGGAUAAAAGACGUGUGUCCUCUCACUUCUAAGGAUGUGGGGGAAUUCUUUUAUCUCAGCCCCUCAAUGGCAGUCAAAUCACUUAAAAGAUUAUAUUGUUGAAUCUAAUAGAGUGUAAUCACCUUGUGUCUUAAGGAGAGGUGGGAGGAAGGAGGUUAGCAUUUUUUCACAGCAGAUUUGUAACUGCUUGAGUGAGUAUGUUCUCUAUUUUAUAUAUAUCCUGAAAUUACACUUCAGAUCAAAUAUGUACUGUAGCAGAUUUGAGCAUUAGUGGUUAAUAGUAGGGGUGAUUUUCCUUCCCUUUUAAAAAUGUCUCUGUAUACUAUUAACUUAGAAGAGAUUUUAUUUCUUUAUCAGCAAAUCUGAUUUGACUGUUACUGUACUUUUGGAAAGGUUCAAGUAGCUUAACAUAAGCCCUCUGUACUGUGCACUGGGUAAAAUACUUGGUUUAGCCAGCAUCUGGCCUAGUGUUUUACAAAGACAAAAAUAUAAAGGUUGACUCACUUAGGGAUCCUCAGGGCUGAAGACUCUGGUGGCUGAAGAACACAUUGAGAGUUAAGCAGGGUGCCCAGAAAAGAAACUUAUUUUAGCCAACAGAAUGGGAAUUUAUUUUUCUCUGAGCUGUUUCUUUCAGUUGCUUGACUCUUGUGCAUUAGAAAUACUCAUUUCCAAAAUAGGUUAGCAUUUGUCAGAUUUAGGGAUCAAGGCCUUUUUCUUCCCCCUAUCCUAUGUAGGUGAGCUCCGGAUAAGAAAAUUAAAAAAGAAAAAAUUGUUCUCAAAAGCUUACCAGACAGUAAUGGGAAGAGAAGAGAAGAAAGGAGAGGUUGAAGUAUCCAUUCGAGUCGUGAAUUGGAAGUCUUAAGCCCUUGGACCUUGCUUGUGCCCCUUUUGUAUUGUCAUCCUGGUUCUAAAGGGUCAGUUUCAAAGUUUGACCAGUUAACUUUGGUAUCUUAGAUGAAGGGGGGGGGAAUCUCAAUACUCUCUUCAGCAGUACUUUUCAGGUGUAAUUUUAUGACCAGUUCUGCCAACAAUCACUUGAGAACAAAGGAAUGAUGAAUAAAGAGGGGUUUCCAUCUUGGUCUGAAUCACUUCUGUCUUUAGGCUGAGUUACUACUCCAGGGCCAAGGAGGAGAAGGUGGUGGGUGGUACUAAAGAGAGCAUACAAUUUGAUGAGGACUUUCCCCCUCUGCCUAUUCCUCUUACUUUGAGAUAUGGUUGGUUGUUGAUAGCAGUCCUUUAGAAGAUUCUUCUUUUAGAAAAAUUAAGGGUUAGGCUAUUGUUAAGACCAAGUAUUUCCAAUAGAUCUCUCCACAUCACAUUCACUGAUGUAUGUAAAAGACCAUGCUCUUUGCCAGUAUUUUUUCCCUAGGUUGGGUAGACUAGUCUCCUUAGGUACAACAUAUAUAGAUUAAAGAGCAGCAGAGUGAGUACUGACUUCAAAAUGUUCAUAGCAUCUUUAGUUUGGGAAGUCUCUUAAUGACAAGUAUGUUGCCCGCCAGUCCCACUACCAAACAAGUGACAAAAGCACCUGAUGUUGCAUGAGACAGAUCCCUGGAACAGUGUGUUAGUAUGUGUGUGCUUGUGUGUGUACAUAUCAAUGGGGAAAAUACCAAAUUACUAAUUUGGGGAAGACACCUUGCUUCUCUCUAUUUUGUUUGUGCAUUUGACCCACCAAACUGUAAGUUUGUAAAGUUAUAUCUGCUGCGGGGUCCUGCCCAAAAAGCGAGCUGGCCAGAGCAUGUAUGAUUUCCUUGUUACGUUGGGACAAUAGUGCUUCCUUCUGAUGAAGUGCAGUAUUUUAGCAUCAGGUGAGAUAGAAUGUUAUUGGGGAAGCUUUUCUCAAAAACAGUCUUUUCUUCCUCCUUUGGUGUUAGGCCACCAGCGGUGAUACUUGUUCCUGGUACCCCCAAAUGAGACAAUCCAAAACCCUAUUUAAAAAACAAACCUUUUCUUACCUGAAUAUUCUUUACCUCUGGUGUUUGCUUUUCUGUGUGCAAAAGUCAGAUUUUCCAUUGCCCCAGAGAAAGAGCCAAUACGAAGCUGUCCUCACCUGAAAGCCUGGAUUGAAUUCAUUUAUGGCUGAGGAAUAGGGUUGUUAGUGUUGUACCAUCCUGGCAUAUUUACCCAAAGCCCAAAGCUCAUUCACAUGGCCAGAAAGAGCCUGCUAGCCUGUCAAAGACUGUCAUCCCUACUUUCUUUGUGCCAGCCAAAGGUCCCAAAGAUGAUUUGGGAAGUUUCUCUGAUUGAUGAUGGAUUUUUGCUUCAUUCUGUCCUCCCUAGAAUACAGGGCCCAUCACCCUUCUAAAGGAGCUCUCUGGUCCCACUAAUGUUUUCAAGUAGAAUAGCUCUUCCUUAUGUAACAUGGAAAUGGGUGUUCUCCUGGGAGCUUGUUUAAAUGCCUCAUGUCAAUGGAAAGCUGUGUACAGGCAUCUCAUAACAGAAAUAUUUAGUUCCGUUGUGAACUGGUGGUAAUGACAACUACUUUUUAUCAACUUAUUAAGUUGGGGCACUAUACUAGCUCGUGCUGAGUUUAGCAAUGUUCUAUGUGUGUGUUAAACACAUAAUGUUGUUCAGUUUUAUGAGGAAAAAGGGAUUAAAGCAAAGUAAUGUCACAGAUGACGGAUUUUUUUUUGAGUGCAUCAUUGGCACAAUGUUGCAUUUAUUUCUAUGCUGUUGAGCUUUUGGGGGAUUUAUUUUUUAAGGUAAAAGAUUUGUUGCAUGACCGACUGUUUUUACUGUUCUGCACUUUCUGUUUGUAUAAUCUAAUUUCAUUUAUGAAUAGAAGGGGAGGGGGGAAUGGAUUUAGACAUACACUCCACAUGUGUCCCAGUCCGUUAUUCUACAGUUGAAUCUUAAUAAACA